Molecule: messenger RNA, 794 nt
Organism: Racocetra persica
Lineage: Eukaryota; Fungi; Glomeromycota; Glomeromycetes; Diversisporales; Gigasporaceae
Source: the annotation of a GenBank genome assembly
CUUUACAAGUCAGCGAAGAAGCCAAAAAAUUAGCGGCGGUUAGCGGUUUAAGAAUUUUGGCUAUUUAUGGAGGGACGCCUAUCCAAAAACAAUUGGAUUUUUUGCAGCGGGGGGUAGAAGUGGUGGUUGGCACGCCGGGCCGCAUCAUCGACCAUUUACAACGUCAAAGUUUAGCCACCAAUAAGCUAAAAUUCGUCAUUUUGGACGAAGUUGACGAAAUGAUUAGUCAAGGAUUUUUAGAAGCUAUUGAAAAAAUUAUCCGCCAAACUCCAGCCAGUCGCCAAACCUUACUUUUUUCGGCGACUAUUACUCCGGAAGUAAAAACUUUUUCUCAAACCUACUUGAAAAAUCCGGAGUAUGUGGUCAGCAGCAGCGAAAGUCCGCAAUUAAACGCCAUUGCUCAAUAUUAUGUUGAGACUCCGUUUCGGGAAAGAACCCGGAAUUUAAUUAAUUUUCUGCGGGUUAAGCAACCGGAAGCCACGCUAGUUUUUGCUCGGACCAAAAAACGUGUGGAAAGACUACAAGAAAUAUUAACCAGAGCAGGUUGUAAGGCUGAUUACUUACAUAGUGAUUUAUCCCAAAGCCGCCGUAUUCGGGUGCUGGGUAAAUUUCGUAAUAAACAAAUUCCUUUGCUAGUUGCUACCGAUGUGGCCGCCCGCGGUAUCGAUAUUAAAGGUAUUUCGCAUGUCAUUAAUUAUGACUUGCCCCAAAAUACCGAAUUUUAUAUCCACCGCAUCGGCCGGACCGGUCGGGGAGGAAAAACCGGUCAAGCCAUUAGUUUUGUUAGUUCUUGA